GCCCUGGUGGUGGAAAUGGGGAUUUUCAAUGCUUUAACUCUUUCCUCACAGCCACUUUCUACAAACCCGAUGCCAAAAAAGUUGGGACAUUGUACAAAUUCAAUACGACUACACUGGGAAAUGGCCACUGCAGGAAAGGUUAUUAAAUGUCGGGCUGCUGUUGCCUGGGAGCCCAAUGUGCCCCUGAUAAUGGAAGAAAUAGAAGUCGCCCCACCUCAGGAAAGCGAAAUACGAAUUAAGGUUGUAGUCACAAGUGUUUGUCACACCGACCUUUAUCACCUGUUUGAAGGGAAGGACAAACGGGGUUUUCCCACUGUCCUGGGACAUGAGGGCGCUGGUGUGGUGGAGAGUGUGGGACCUGGAGUCACUGAUUUUAAAACAGGUGAUAAGGUUAUUCCACUCUUCCUCUCUCAGUGUGGAAAAUGCAGGUUCUGCAAGUGUCCAAAAACAAACCUGUGUGACAGCAGUUGGUCAACUAAAUAUCAUGACACUAUGGCUGAUCCUUCAACACGUCUCACUUGCCGUGGUCAGCCCAUUCUGCAGUUCAUGGGCACCAGUACCUUCUCUGAGUACACCGUCAUCAAUCAGUUUGCUGUGGCCAAGAUUGAUGAUAAUGCCCCACUCGACCGCGUGUGUCUGCUCGGCUGCGGCAUCACUACUGGUUAUGGAGCUGCUGUCAACACAGCUGGGGUCACUCCAGGCUCAGUCUGUGCAGUGUUUGGAAUGGGUGCAGUAGGUCUGGCUGCAGUCAUGGGCUGUAAAAACGCCGGAGCCUCCCGCAUCUUUGCUGUGGAUAUUAAUGAGCAGAAGUUUGAGAAGGCAAAGGUCUUUGGUGCCACUGAUUUUCUGAAUCCGAAGGCAUAUAAUAAACCCAUCUCUGAAGUACUGGCAGAACUUACCAAUGGAGGAGUGGAUUACUCACUUGAGUGUGUGGGCAACACUGAAGUAAUGAGAACUGCGCUGGAGUCAUGUGUUAAAGGUUGGGGUGUGAGUGUUUUAGUUGGCUGGACUGAUGUGAAGGACUUCUCUGCAAGGCCAAUACAACUCUUAUCUGGGAAAACCUGGAAAGGAUCUUUGUUUGGAGGUUAUAAAAGCAAGGACUCUGUUCCAAACCUGGUUUGCGACUACAUGAACGGCAAAAUAAAGCUUGACGAGUUCAUAACGCACAAAAUGAAUAUUGAGCAGGUCAACGAUGCCAUCAACCUCAUGAAGACUGGAGAGUGCAUUCGAUGCGUCCUGAAUAUAUCCAAAUGAGAAGCAAAUCAUCCUCACCCAAGCAGUUUCUAGGCCUGCCAGUUAUAUUCAGCUUAUGCGCUUCACCUUCUUUGCAGUAUUUGAGUAACAGCUGGAUGCAUUCAAGGACCCUCUUUAAUAGCAUAUUCCAGCCCUCUGCUUUAACUAAACAUUAAUGUUUAACAUAAAAAAGCUGUGAUAUUCAUCUGCAAGGCAAAAUGCUUCUGAAAAGUUUAAGAAAAUGUCAUCUGUGCCAAAUAAAAAGAGAGACCAGCAUGUAAA
Carassius carassius (crucian carp) is the source of this 1515-nucleotide messenger RNA. Its product is annotated as alcohol dehydrogenase 1-like. Bases 16 to 1254 code for a protein of 412 amino acids. Gene Ontology annotation, biological process: formaldehyde catabolic process. The transcript has 10 exons. Gene Ontology annotation, cellular component: cytosol. The record is from RefSeq and is a predicted model, not a curated record. NCBI's taxonomy places the organism in Eukaryota, Metazoa, Chordata, Actinopteri, Cypriniformes, Cyprinidae. Gene Ontology annotation, molecular function: zinc ion binding; S-(hydroxymethyl)glutathione dehydrogenase [NAD(P)+] activity.